AUGAAUGUUGCAAAACGCGUCCAUAGUAUGAAGAUAACCCGCUUUAACAGCUCAUCAAACGUAGAACCAAAGACCAUUAAAAAGAUUGGUGAUAUUCAUAUUCUUAAAACUAUUGGUUCGGGUAGCUUUGGUCGUGUUUAUUUAGGGUGCCAAAUGGAAACAAAAAAAUAUUAUGCAGUAAAAAGAGCGAGCUACAAAGAUUUAAAUCAUAUGUGUAAUGGCGUUGGCCAAUUAGAGCGCGAAAUCAGAAUGUUACAAACAUUUAACCACAACAACAUUCUUAAACUAUACGAAGUAUACCAAGCAACAGAAAAACCAUAUGUAUAUAUGAUUAUGGAGUAUGCAGACUGUGGUUGCCUUGAAGAUAAAAUCGAUGGCAGUCCGAGUCCGUACAAAUUCGAAGAUAUUCUAUCAAUUAUCAAACAAGUAGCUGGAGCGUUGACUUAUAUGCAUAGUAUGGGUAUUGUUCACCAAGAUAUUAAACCGUCGAAUAUUUUACUUUGUUCUGAUGGGCGAAUUUUAUUAUCAGACUUCGGAAUUGGUCAUAGAUUCCAAAGUGCUGCUAUGGUAGUUGGUUCUCCAGCCUAUCAAGCCCCAGAAGUUCUUGAUGAUUAUGAAGAAGAGAGUUUUGACUCAGAUGGUGAAGCAGAAGACUACGCUGAUGGUCCAAUCAAAGAAGAUGUAUGGGCUUUAGGCGUAACUUUUUACCAAUUAUUAUUUAGUAAAUUACCUUGGGUUGGCGAGAACCUUUAUGAAAUAGUUCACUUGAUCAAGACAACGCCACUCGUAAUCCCCGAAGGAACAGAUCCAGAAGUUGUUAAACUUCUUCAUAUGAUGUUAAAUAAAGAUCCAAUGCAAAGAAUAUCAAUGAAGGACUUAACUACAUUUCCACUUAUAGAGAAAGCUUCAGACAGAGUUAAGUUCACACCACCACCUACAAACAUCGAAAUGCCAUUAAUUUUGGACACUAUCGAGAUAUGCGCGAAACAAAUAAUGCCAGGAGAGCCAUUGGUCCCACCUGAGAACUUAGCAAGAGGUUUCGGACUUAUCCCUGGAAUAUAUAGGAGUUCACCACUUUAUCAUUUUUCGAAUCCUGAUUUAUUAUUGAAUGAAUAA
Messenger RNA from Trichomonas vaginalis G3, 1116 nucleotides. RefSeq names its product protein serine/threonine kinase protein. Gene Ontology annotation, cellular component: cytoplasm; autophagosome. The transcript has a single exon. NCBI's taxonomy places the organism in Eukaryota, Parabasalia, Trichomonadida, Trichomonadidae. The record is from RefSeq and is a predicted model, not a curated record. Bases 1 to 1116 code for a protein of 371 amino acids. Gene Ontology annotation, biological process: autophagy; autophagosome organization; protein autophosphorylation. Gene Ontology annotation, molecular function: protein serine/threonine kinase activity; ATP binding.